CUUCACGAUCUACGAAAAUGUGAAGUAAAUAAAAUGCGUUUUUGAUUAGGUAAGAGUUAUGCAUUUUAAAUUAUUGAUUUUUUAGUGAGCUUCUCAAUCAUCAAAUUUUGAUUUCUUAAAAUUUAGUUGUUUCAGUACAUACUUAAGAAAUACAUGUGAGUGUGGAGCAAAUAUAUUCAAGAAUGUUAACGCAGGUAUUUGUAUUUUGGCAGUCUGGUCUGUCAACCUAAAUUGCUGACCUAUUCUCCUAAUCCUGCGACACAGUGACAACCUGCGAGUCACAAGAAUAUCUUACAUUUUCAAAGAAUAUCAUUGUACUCAGUUUCUUAUCAGCAUAUAAAUCUUCCUAAAUAUGUUACGGACAUAUCUUCGUUUCUUAGUUAAAGUAUGUGUGUGUUUGUGCGAGGUAGCUACAAAUGAGGAGAAAAUUACUCAAUUCUCGUUUACUAAAUUCCAGCGAGAUUAUGCUCCUACGCAUGGUGACUCUAACAUGUCUUCUUAUGUAGAACAUAGAAUCUGCUUAAAGAACUUUAACUUGUACGCAUGAGUUGGUUAACAUGGAGUUUUUGGUGAGUUUAAUGAAAUCAGGAACAUGAUGAAAUAUUAAGCUGCCUUUAGUGAUACUACAGAAUGUAUGCUGCAACUGUUCAGCAAGUGGGACCUACUUACGCGUAUUACACUAGCAAUGCUGUGGCUAACUUGGUUGAUGACAUCAGGCAUCAGGAACUAUGCAGUCUUUCACAUUUCGUUUAUCGAGUACCACCAAGCUCAACAUUUGGAUGAACAGGUUACAUUAGUCUGGUCCUGGUCACAUACGAGAAAACACAAUGCGGCGGAGUUUAUCUCAAAACUCCCAACUUGUCCACGCUCACUCCAAUUUGCCUAAUGAAAUUACAAUGCGACGCAACCGCUGUUAAUAGAAGAUAAUGUAACACACUAACUGCCAUCAUUAUCAUUCCUACUGCUAUGCUCCUUUUAUUCAGCUGGGUAGCAUUUAAACAUAUCAAAGUAAGCUGGGUUUGAGCUUGGGAACAAUAUUCAUGUCUUUUUUGCACAAACACAAGCAAGAAGCCAAUGUUUUGAUUCGUGAUGUGUGUGUACAUUAAAAAAUCCUUUGCAACGUGUUUGUGUUUUAUUUAGUAAAUAGCCCCUAAACCAACCGAUCAGAAUUUGUAACUUUUUUGCAAGCUGCAGUUACGUAAGACCCAAGAUCAGUGUGAACCAAGAAAGGUUUGAGACUUGCUUCGAAAAGUGAGAAUCGUGAAAUUGUGCCGAAAAAGCACAUAUGCUUAAAAUGUACUUGUAGCAAAUGAUAUUACGAUUUGCAUGGUCGAUUCUUAAGAGUAAAUUAUUCCAGCAUGAUGUCCAUUCUGCUGUGGUCGUAUCUCUUCACAAAUAAAGUUGCUGUAUUUUUUUCUAACCUGUUAGCGCUCCCAGUCGCAAUGUUUGCCAAUGACGAACAAUAUUUGUUAAUUGGAAGACAUUUUCCUUAGUCAACAAAUAAUUUAUGGGUGAGGUGGAAGAUUUUAGUGCUGUCCUGUUCUUUGCUUAUCAUAGUGGCUUCAGUCGAGUUCAGCAAACAGCAGCGUGGCCAGACCAUAAAUAAAUUCUGGUUGGAAAUUUGUGACAGUUGACAUUGACAGACACACAGAGAUAGACGGAUACCUUUGUGAAAAUGGGUGUUUUUUUAAUCCUAAAGACUAAAAUUAAUCAAAUUAUUUAAGACUUGUCUGCUUCGAAAAUUUGAAGCCGAUGUCAUCUUGAGUGUGGGCCAUGAUUUCACAACAAAUCAGCAUUUUGGAUAUAAGCACAUUCAACUUUCCCGUGUACCUUUAUCAAGUGGAAAAUGUGGAUGGAUGGAUACGACGAGUGUAAGGUUUGUGCAUAUGUGUGCAGAUAGUGUGUGGGUGGGAGGGGAGUAUAGAUUAUGAGUGAUAAGUUGUACCUAAUAUGACGUCAUUUUGAUAAUAAGGACUGACCAUAUUUUAAUUUAAACUCGUGAAACUUGUGUGAAGGCGUGUAUUCGAGGCGAGAAAUUAUACAAUAAAUUGUAUAAAUGACCUUUCACAACCGCACGAUGACUUCAUUCGAAUUUUGAUGGGCUGCUGCAAGAAUAAAAAUCAUUCAUCGACAUAAAACUCGUCUGCUGGUAAUACUGAUAAUAAUAAUAGCUCCGAUUGAAGCAUGUGUUACAGAAAUAGAUUCCAGAAUAGGCGCCACAGCGUCUCCCAGAGGUCAAAGUGUUAAAUGGAGUAGUUAAUUAUCAUUUCCAAUUACUGGUCUCAUACACACAGAUGUCUAUACCAAACUGGCUUUCUCCAUCUCCUCUAAAGUAGCAGCAACACCAAGAUCAAGUUCAGCCCGACCACAGAAAUUCAGGGCUUCUCUCGUUCAAUGAUAUGGACUUGUGCCCUGCUCCGAAGCCACAAGCGUACGAGAUGCUAUGGUGUGCUAAUAAAUGUGGAAAGUUGAACGGGUCUUCGUCACCACCUACUUCCGGAACGAGCAGCAGUGGCAGCAGCCCCGAUGUGAUUAGUCAACCUUAUCUAAGCUUUGGAGAUUACUCCGUCUUUGCUUCAGAAAUGAAACGUGCUUAUCACGAACCCGAAUCGAAAGGGAGUCAAACGACGAUGGCCCCAGCCUCAAAAAUCCCUCACAAAAACAACGAUCAAAGGUUACCCUCGGCCUCCGAUUUCAUCAACAAAUGCAACGCAGAUAAAUCUUCUUUGGACUGCCAAGUGUUUCUCGGAGGAGCUUGUAACCCCACGACAUGGAGACAGGAUAUUGCCCUUCCCAUGCUGAAAGACAUGGACAUUACAUUCUUUAAUCCGCAAGUAACGAAUUGGGAGCCUCGAUUAAUCGAAUUGGAACAUCAUGCGAAGGAAAAUGCGGAUGUGUUGUUUUACGUAAUUGACAACCAAACACGUGGCAUCGUGGUCAUGAUCGAGGUUGCCUACCUUGUGGCCAAGCAGAGAAACGUCGUUCUGGUGAUCAAUGGCUUUAAAGAACCUGGACAACGCAUCUGCAAUGAACCCCUCUCAAAAAUAGAGUACGAAGACUUAACCUUCAGCCAGAUGGUUCUCCAGGACUUGAUAGAUAUACACGGAACUCCAGUUUUCCAUAAUGAUAUUCCAACUGCUUUGAAUUCUACAGCUAAGAUCAUCAAGGACAAAAUAAGACCACAAGAUUUUAAGUUGUCCGAUUUGGCUCAACCUGUGAAGAAAGGAAUUUUGCACUUAGGAAAUAAAUUAAUAAAUCUCAAAAAGACUUUUGAAAACUUGGAUUCUAAGAGCAGUGGAGAAAUUAGUCUGUCUCACGUUCUCAUGGCAUACCAAAUCCUGGCCAAUGGAGAGUUAACCAAGGACGCAGUUCAUAAUGUUUUGGACAGAUUAAAAAGAACAGAUGACGAUUUAAUUGUCACUCAAACCACGCCGUCAUCAGAAACGAAUGAAACCACAAUUUCAGGGAAGAAAGAAGUGAACGGAGUGAAUAUUAAUACAUUGAAUUUUGAUCAGUUUUGCUGCAUCAUGUCCGAGUUAUUGCUUCAUCAUUACUACAACUCCGCUAGAAGCUUGUCUACUCUUUUGUCUACAAAUAAAACCAACUUCUUUGUUCAAAGUGUUUCAGUCGCUCUAACAAAACUGUUGGAACAUGUGCCACCAAGCAGUAAAACAGGGUGGUUGCCCCUGCUAUCUAAACAAGAAUCCGUAGAUGUUAUUACUCAUUCCACGACAUACGAUGUGUACCUGGGAGGGGAUUGUUCGGAAGAAGAUUGGAGAUCUCUAGCUAUUCCCAUUUUGAGAGAGAACGAUUUGACCUAUUUCAACCCUGAGGUAAAUUGCAGCAAAAACCGACAUAUUCUGGUUGACAAAGCAUCAAUCGACGGGUGUCGAGUUAUUUUGUUCAACAUACCCAGUGCCAGUCGCUCUAUUGAAUUUAUGACGAUGGCUGCGUACUAUUUCGGAAAGGGAUGUCAUGUUGUGCUAUGCGUCGGGUAUUUGCAGGAUGAAUGCCAAAUCAAGGAAGAAAAGCUCACAAAAGUUGCUGUAAAGGACUACAACCGAGGAAGAGCAUACCUCACGGACAUGGCGUGCAAGGAUGGCGUCCCAGUCUUUGACAACAUUACGGAUGCAUUAAACUGUGUUGUAGAAAAGUGCAAAACCCUUAAAACCAGCUCCAACUAGAAAUUAAGGGAAAAUACAAUUAAGAAUUCGACAAAUAGUCUUCGACUUCAAUCAACAGCAAGUGCACUUGCCUGCGUUUUUUAACCGCAACGGAAACGGCAGUGCUUAAGGGAUUUACCGCCUAAUUUUCAUUCAGAUGAUGAAUCCGUAUUGCUGUGCUAUAACAGUUAUUGUACUCACUCUGUAAAAAAAUUGAGCCAUUCCCAUACCUUGUAGAAUGCAUAUUUAUGUAUGUAUGUACGUACACAAGUAACAUGAAUGUCAUUUUUGUUGAUCUUGAUUUUUCAAUAGAUUUGUCACAUAAAUAACUUGACUAAUAAUCGUAUUGUGCCAGAUUUUUGUAUACUGCUGGCAUACAAUGGCAAUAUUUCAUAUAAAGACUUUCAUAACAACGUUUGUACAUAUUUAAUUAUUUAAUUGUUUUCGUAGUAGCUGUAUUCUCAAACCUGCGUACCUAUAAGGUUCAUGUAUGUUAUAUAAUUAUUAUUGAGACAUCACAUAAAAGAAGCUGCCAUGUUGGCUGCCCUCAGCACAUAAAAAAUGUUUAUUUUUAAAUAGUUGAUAUCUCGUAUACAUUUAUAAGCUCGUUUUUUACUGAUGAAAAUAAAACCAAUACGUUUUUGACUGUAAA
Molecule: messenger RNA, 4815 nt
Organism: Folsomia candida
Lineage: Eukaryota; Metazoa; Arthropoda; Collembola; Entomobryomorpha; Isotomidae
Gene: raw
Exons: 14
Coding region: 2400-4184 (594 amino acids)
Cellular component (GO): plasma membrane
Source: RefSeq, a predicted model, not a curated record